AUGAGUUUUUAUCAUCGCCCACUUCGUUUCCUUCUCGACGAACGUUCUGGUUCAGAUACCGGCACCAGAAUGCGCAAUGGUAACAACGGUAAGGCUAAUUUCGACACCAACAUGGUCAUCAUCUUGGGAGCCUUGUUGUGUGCUCUAAUAUGUGCACUUGGGAUAAAUUCAUUAGUAAGAUGUAUACUGCGAUGUGUUAAUAGGCUUACGGUGGACGCAAUAGACGGUCAAGCACCAUCCCGAGGAGUGGCCAGAAAGGGCCUAAAGAAGAGGACUCUGCGUCGGAUUCCCGUGGCCGAGUAUCGAUCAGGGCUUGAUAGUGCUGCAGCAUUUACAGAUUGUCCAAUAUGUCUUGGUGAAUUUAUGGAUGGUGAAAAGGUUAGAGUGCUUCCAAAUUGUCACCAUUGUUUCCAUGUGAAUUGUAUAGAUAUUUGGUUGGCUUCGCAUUCUUCGUGUCCAACGUGCCGGCGGUCAUUGGCGGAGCAGCCACCGGAUAUUGAGGCUGAUGGGAGGCAGGGAGGAAAUGCUGCAGGAGGACAAGGUGAUUUGCCUAGUUCUGUUGAGGAAGUGUGCUAA
Molecule: messenger RNA, 576 nt
Organism: Fraxinus pennsylvanica
Lineage: Eukaryota; Viridiplantae; Streptophyta; Magnoliopsida; Lamiales; Oleaceae
Source: the annotation of a GenBank genome assembly